Asparagus officinalis (garden asparagus) is the source of this 669-nucleotide messenger RNA. Its product is annotated as L-tryptophan--pyruvate aminotransferase 1-like. NCBI's taxonomy places the organism in Eukaryota, Viridiplantae, Streptophyta, Magnoliopsida, Asparagales, Asparagaceae. The record is from RefSeq and is a predicted model, not a curated record. Gene Ontology annotation, molecular function: carbon-sulfur lyase activity. The coding region runs from base 1 to 669 and encodes 222 amino acids. The transcript is spliced from 3 exons.
AUGGGUAUGGCAGAGGAUGUGGUGCAGGAUAGAUUCUGUCACACCCUGCACCGUGGGUGUGGCAGAGGGUGUGCAAGCCAAGAGACUGAGAACCUCAAGAGGAUCAACCACGUACUCACAGAAACAGUGGCCAGGCUGGAGGAAGACAACAAAACUCUCAGAGAAAGGGAGCUCAGGGAUCGCGAAACCGUAAUAAAUGAGUUGGUGGGAGAAAUGCAGAAGACAACAGACAGAGAUUUCUUCAGAGAGAAGAAGCUCUCGGAGUUCGAGUUUGAGAAGAAGAGAGCAAGGGAUGAGAAGUUGUUGAGUGGAAGAAGACCCAUCGGUAAUGCUGUCACCGAAGGCAGGUUCAUGGCCUUCGGUACCGGAGCAACUCAACUCAUGAAUGCUCUUGUCUAUGCAUUGCCGCCGGAUGCCAGCAACGAUUCUUCAGUUUCUCCUGCCAGAGUGUACAAGACUCAAACGGAGCUGCUUGACUUUAGGGCGAACAAAUGGGAAGGGAACGCGCCUGACUGGAUAAACUCGUCAGAUACCAAUUUCAGAGAAAUCGUGAUUUCACCAAACAAUCCUGAACGGGAUCUUCAAACAUUCAGUCCUCGGAGGCUCCUUGGUCAUCUACGACCGAUGCUACUACUGGCCUCACUAUUCUACCAUCCUAUCUCCAGCUGA